Messenger RNA from Marmota monax (woodchuck), 4276 nucleotides. RefSeq names its product zinc finger protein 709-like. Lineage: Eukaryota; Metazoa; Chordata; Mammalia; Rodentia; Sciuridae. Gene Ontology annotation, biological process: regulation of transcription by RNA polymerase II. The record is from RefSeq and is a predicted model, not a curated record. Gene Ontology annotation, molecular function: DNA-binding transcription factor activity; RNA polymerase II cis-regulatory region sequence-specific DNA binding. The transcript has 6 exons. Bases 496 to 4149 code for a protein of 1217 amino acids.
GUCUUCUGUUAUUACUGUUCUUCUCAUCAACAUAUUGGAAGUUUACUGGAGAAAAAUUCUUUAAAUGUGAAAUGUGGUGGAUCAAUAUUUCUUGUCCCCUUCAAACACACUGCUCACUCUGCUGAAUAUUGUACUGAGGUGCACAUUCUUAAAAAUGCAGGCUCCUUGCAGCUCCAGUGGCCCACAAAAGGCAAACAGCUGAGCAGAAUUGUGGGAUCAGCAGAGUCAGACGCUGACCUGACCUUGGGCUCCUCCAGCCUCACCCUCCCUGAGAAGCUGUGCUUUGUUUUUGUGUUGAGGUUAAACCCAGGGCCUCGCCAUGCUCAGAAAGCACUCUAUGGCUGAAGCCUAGCUCAGCGCCAGGUGUCACCUCUGUACCAGAGGCAAAGCCAAGGCUUCCCACCUGGAUUAGUUCCCAGCACAGCCGGGAAGCUCCGCCUGAAAAGGGCUGGGGCCAAGCAUCUGUCACUCUACGCAAUUUCAGCCAGUGAUUGGAUGAUGCUGGCUGUCAGUCACGAUGUAGAGGCGGGCCUGGAGGCCGUCCAUCCCGGAUGCUGGGGGAACUGCCCAAUCAGUGCGCAGAGGGAGAGGAAGGGCGGGCUUCCGCAAUCUCGCGAGCAUUUCUUCCUCAGCGACUCCCCUCCUCAUCCUUCAAGCCGAGAGUUCUCUGCUCCAGGGACUGAGGUGACUCUGCUUUGCCUGUGUCCCCCCCCACCCCCGUCUCGGGUGCCUGGAGGUUCCCCGAGAGGACGCCGGGUCACCACAGAACACAAAAAUGGAAACAAAUGUGAUGAGAAGAACAUUGAAAAUCAGAUUAAAAAUUUUGGGAGCAAUCUAAGGCAGAUCACAUCUCACUGUGGACCCGAACGCUACAAGCAUGAAGAAUGUGACGAGAAGCCAUGUGAAUUGAAACAAUACAGGAAAUCUCUGGUUUCUCUCAAAAGUGUUCACACACAAAUGUUAACACAAACUGGAGAUGGACCCUGUGAAAGUAUAGUAUGUGGGAAAGUCAUCAGUUGUUCCAAUGACAUUGAGAGGCAUGAAGAUUCUCAUACUGGGUGGCAACCUGAUGAAUGUCAACAAUGUGAUGAAGCCUCAUCUUCUCCCACAGAUGUUCAAAGUCACACAAGAACACAUAGGCGAGGUAAAGCUUUUCAAUGUGAGGUAUGUGGAAAAGCCUUUCAUUCCCCCACUUUAUUUAGAAAACAUGAAAGAACUCAUUCUGGAGAGAAAUCCCAUGAAGGUAAAGAAGGUGGUAAAACCAUGGUUUCACCCACAAGUCUUCACAGUCACGUGAUCACGCACAGUGGGAAAGUACUUUUUAAAUGUAACGUAUGUGGGAAAGACUUUGCUUACCGAAGUUUAUUUAGAAUACAUCAGAGAAAACAUACUAGAGAGAAACCCUAUGAAAGUCAACAAUGUGGAAAAGCCUACACUACUUUGUCUUACAUUCAGAUGCAUGAACAUAUCCAUAGUGGCAAGAAGACCAAAGAAUGCCAACAAUGUGGAAAAGUCUUCACUACUUCUUUAUCCCUUGACAGACAUGAACGAACGCAUACUGGAGAGAAGCCCUAUCAAUGUCAACAAUGUGGAAAAGCCUACACUACUUCAUCUUACCUUCAGAUACAUGAACAAAUCCAUGCUGGAGAGAAGCCCAAUGAAUGCCAACAAUGUGGAAAAUUCUUCACUACUUCUUCUUCCCUUCACAGACAUGAACGGACGCAUACUGGAGAGAAGCCCUAUGAAUGUGAACAGUGUGGCAAAGCCUUCACUAACUCCUCUAUACUUCACAGACAUGAAAAAACUCAUACUGGGGAGAAGCCCUAUGAAUGUCAACAAUGUGGGAAAGCCUUCAGUACUUCUUCCUACCUUCAGAUACAUGAGCGCACUCAUAGUGGGGAGAAGCCCUAUGAAUGUAAGCAGUGUGGCAAAGCCUUCACUAACUCCUCUAUACUUCGCAGACAUGAAAGAACACAUAUGAAAAAGAAACCCUAUAAAUGUCAACAAUGUGGGAAAGCCUUCACUACUUUGUCUUACCUUCAGAUACAUGAACAAAUCCAUACUGGAGAGAAUACCAAUGAAUGCCAACAAUGUGGAAAAGUCUUCACUACUUCUUCUUCCCUUCACAGACAUGAACGAACGCAUAUUGGAGAGAAGCCCUAUCAAUGUCAACAAUGUGGAAAAGCCUACAGUACUUCAUCUUACCUUCAGAUACAUGAACAAAUCCAUGCUGGAGAGAAGCCCAAUGAAUGCCAACAAUGUGGAAAAUUCUUCACUACUUCUUCUUCCCUUCACAGACAUGAACGGAUGCAUACUGGAGAGAAGCCCUAUGAAUGCAAGCAGUGUGGCAAAGCUUUUACUCAAUCGUCUAACCUUCACUCACAUAAAAAAACUCAUACGAAAAAGAAACCCUAUGAAUGUCAACAAUGUGGGAAAGCCUUCAGUACUUCUUCCUACCUUCAGAUACAUGAGCGGACUCAUACUGGGGAGAACCCCUAUGAAUGUCAACAAUGUGGGAAAGCGUUCAGUACUUCUUCCUACCUUCAGAUACAUGAGCGGACUCAUACUGGGGAGAAGCCCUAUGAAUGUAAGCUGUGUGGCAAAACCUUCACUCUGUCCAAUCGCCUUCACUCACAUGAAAAAACUCAUACUGGGGAGAAGCCCUAUGAAUGUAAGCAGUGUGGCAAAGCCUUCACUCGGUCCAAUCGCCUUCACUCACAUGAAAAAACUCAUACUGUGGAGAAGCCCUAUGAAUGUCAACAAUGUGGGAAAGCCUUCAGUACUUCUCCCUACCUUCAGAUACAUGAGCGGACUCAUAGUGGGGAGAAGCCCUAUGAAUGUAAGCAGUGUGGCAAAGCCUUCACUGAGUCCUCUAAACUUCACAGACAUGAACGAGCGCAUACUGGAGAGAAGCCCUAUGAAUGUAAGCAGUGUGGCAAAGCCUUCACUAAGUCCUUUAAACUUCACAGACAUGAACGAACACAUACUGGAGAGAAGCCCUAUGAAUGUAAGCAGUGUGGUAAAGCCUUCACUAACUCCUCUAUACUUCACAGACAUGAAAAAACUCAUACUGGGGAGAAGCCCUAUGAAUGUCAACAAUGUGGGAAAGCCUUCAGUACUUCUUCCUACCUUCAGAUACAUGAGCGGACUCAUAGUGGGGAGAAGCCCUAUGAAUGUAAGCAGUGUGGCAAAGCCUUCACUGAAUCCUCUAAGCUUCACAGACAUGAAAGAACACAUACUAGAGAGAAACCCUAUGAAUGUCAACAAUGUGGGAAAGCCUGCCCUACUUUGUCUUACCUUCAGAUACAUGAACAAAUCCAUACUGGAGAGAAGCCCAAUGAAUGCCAACAAUGUGGAAAAGUCUUCACUACUUCUUUUAACCUUCACAGACAUGAACGGAUGCAUACUGGAGAGAAGCCCUAUGAAUGUAAGCAGUGUGGCAAAGCCUUCACUCAGUCCACUCACCUUCACUCACAUGAAAAAUCUCAUACUGGGGAGAAGCCCUAUGAAUGUCAACAAUGUGGGAAAGCCUUCAGUACUUCUUCCUACCUUCAGAUACAUGAGUGGACUCAUAGUGGGGAGAAGCCUUAUGAAUGUAAGCAGUGUGGCAAAGCCUUCACUAUGUCCUCUAAGCUUCACAGACAUGAAAGAACACAUACUAGAGAGAAACCCUAUGAAUGUCAACAAUGUGGGAAAGCCUGCCCUACUUUGUCUUACCUUCAGAGACAUGAACAAAUACAUACUGGACAGAAUCCUAAGGAAUGCAAACAAUGUGGAAAAGUCUUCACUUAUUCUUCUAACCUUCACAGACAUGAACGGACGCAUACUGGAGAGAAGCCCUAUGAAUGUAAGCAGUGCGGCAAAGCCUUCACUCGGUCCACUCACCUUCACUCACAUGAAAAAACUCAUACUGGGGAGAAGCCCUAUGAAUGUAAACAGUGUGGCAAAGCCUUCGUUCGAUCCCAUCAUCUUCACAGACAUGAAAAAACGCAUACUGGAGAGAAGCCUUAUGAAUAUCAACAAUGUGGAGAACCCCUUGACACAUCCAGUGAACCUCACGUACAUGGAAGUAUUCAUGCAGAAGAGAAGCCUAAUGAAUACCAACAAUGUGGAAAAGUCUUUUUCUUGUUUUUUCUUUCACAGACAUGAAGGGACUCACACUCAAGAGAAACCCUAUCAAUGUAAGCAGUGUGGCAAAGCCUUCACUCAGUCCUCUCAUGUUUGCUCACAUGAACGGACUCAUACUGGAGAGAAGCCCUGUGAAGGUCAACAAUGG